Molecule: messenger RNA, 4402 nt
Organism: Mobula hypostoma (lesser devil ray)
Lineage: Eukaryota; Metazoa; Chordata; Chondrichthyes; Myliobatiformes; Myliobatidae
Product: regulator of G-protein signaling 5-like
Exons: 5
Coding region: 103-648 (181 amino acids)
Source: RefSeq, a predicted model, not a curated record
GUGCCUGUAUAUAAUCUGCAAAGCUCAACAGUGCACUCUAGAAGGAGCUCAAGUUUAGGCAGACAUCACUUUGGUGAGAAACAAUAAGACCGAGCCAGCAAAAUGUGCAAAGGGUUAGCUGCAUUACCAGCAACAUGCCUCGAAAGGGCCAAAGGAAUAAAAACAAAGUUAGGAAUCCUGCUGCAGAAGCCGGAAAUCAUCAGUGACUACAUCAUCCCAUAUUCUGAUAAAGCGGAGAAGCCAGCUAAGCCUCUGAGAUCAUCUCAGGCUGAAGUACUGCAGUGGCGUGAAUCUCUGGAGAAGCUUCUGAUGAACAGCUAUGGUCUGGCUGCCUUCAAAGCCUUCCUCCAAUCAGAGCACAGUGAGGAGAACAUUGAGUUCUGGAUGGCCUGUGAAGACUACAAGGCAACCAAGUCACCUAUCAAGAUGGCCUUGAAAGCAAAGAAGAUCUUUGAAGACUUCAUAGAGAAGGACGCUCCUCAAGAGAUCAAUGUUGACCACUACACUAAAGAAGUCACCAUAAAGAACCUUGCCGAACCUUCCACAUCAACCUUUGAGUUGGCACAGAAGAAAGUUCUCUCUUUGAUGGAGAAGGAUUCAUUCAGCAGGUUUCUGAAAUCUGAAAUUUAUCUGGAGUUGAUAAAGUAGCUGUGCACCUGGGCUGUGCAAAGCGUGGGUGGAGAGGGACUUUAGAUGUCCUCACAAAUCCACCCAGUAAAGGAAUAAGCCCUCACCACUGGUAGCUAAAUGGAGCUAUCAUCCCCGGCAUUACUUUUCUUCAAAACUCUGGGCACUAAAAUGACAUCACGUAUAUCUUGCACCUGUCUUUGCGUAGCCCCAAAAUAAACACACACCAAAUAUGGCCAAGUGUUUGUACCUUCAAUGCUGCACUUGUCUUUCGUGUCUGUGUGUGUUUUUUUUUCCGUCCUUCCUUAUUUCUGCUAUGAGAUUAUACCAAGUGAUAAAUAAUCAUGUGGCUUCAAACGAAUUCUUGAGCAAAUCAAAUCAUUCCUUAUGAUUUCUUAUCUCAAUCAUUUCAAGGAUCCAGCAAAAUGCUUUGAAAAUGAGAUUACAGACAUCAGAGACCUACAGAGUAAGCAGCCUCUUAUCCUUUCUAUAUCAGAAAAGUGUAACCCUGCUUUCACAGUCGCAGAGCAUCAUUCAUUGGAGCCAUCCAAGUCACCAAACAAUUCUAUAUUUACUAAUGAAGCAUGCUAGAAAAAUUAUAUGAACUCCUCAAACAUAAAAUACAACAAGGAUACUGAUGGCUUGUAAUAAGCAUUAUGUAGUGGGCAUUCUAUGUAAACAGAUAACAGAUUUGUGCUUACCUGGAAUUAGCUGGACUCAAGUUGUCCCUAACCAUCUCAUUAGUAAUGUAUUGAGGGCUAUAGGUGCGGAUGCUCCAUCUAAACUGUACGCCACAUCAUAAUGUGAGACAGCAUGUCCACAAGUUCACACAAUCACACGUUCAGUCUCACCAUAUUAUCUUAUUGCUAUUUACAUGAUUAACUUUGUCUCCCAAUUUACCGGAGAAGUAAACCCCCAUAAGCUAUGGGGUAUAUUUCUAAAAUUCCGCAAUGAUGUACUUCAGAGGCGACAGAGUUGUGUAUCACUGGUGUGAGGAAGUGAUGAAAAGGCUUUAAUUACUUAGGGGGUUUGAGUUAGAUUUUUUUAAAGGAAAAGCAAUGGUAAAAGAACACUGAUUAUUUCAACCAAUUAAUUUAAUUAAUCACAAGGCUCCAAUAAAUGCUUUACACUUAAAAAAGAAUGAAAUAAGCAAAUUAAGGUGCCAAAGUGUACAAUUAGUACCCAGCAGUAGAUAUCACAGACAAAACAAUGCAACAAGUGAUCCAAACACAAACUAUCUUGUCUGUCUAUCUCAAUCAGGCCUCAAUGUAUAAUUGAUACAUUCAAUCUAUACAUAAAAUACACAUGAACAUAUUAAAUCUUCAAGAACUUGUAUAUUAAUUUUAAUUUUAUUUGGCUCCAAAAUAUAAUUUACUUCCUAACAUGGAAAUUAUUUUUAUCAUUUAUGAACAUCAACAAACAUUGACAUAGAAUACUACCUCUGAAAAAUUUGAAGUUGCAAUUAUUUUCCUUUACAUGUGUGUGCACCUGGGAGAAUUUCUGUUUAAGUUGGGUUGACUAAGAUAGAACCAACUCUGUCACAGAACAACCGGAGUGUUAACCUGAAGGGAAACAGAAGGAUGGAAGUAGAAAGUAACACUUGUUAACUUCAGGUGAACUGCAUUGUGCCCCAAAUCAGUAAAGCAAUUUAAGAAAAAAAAAUGCCUGAGGGAAUCCAGAUUAUCCAAAAUUAAUCAGGUAAUGAAAAUCACCAAAUGAACCUUAAAGCAUAUAUUCAACUUUAUAAUAAGCAAAUGCCCGAAUGAACAUCAAGUCAUCUGAAUAGACAUUUAAAUUUUAAAAGGAGGUCCCCGUAUUUUAUAUGAUAGUAGAAAGGUGCAAUUUAAUCUUAAUGCAGGGUUCUGUAAUUUCUUGUGUGACUUAGGCUUUCUUUCCUACAAAUAAAGAUGGUUGACACACAUAAUUAUCAAAGUUCCAUACUGUUUCUAUGAAAUCCUUACAAAGAGAGUGUUGUGGACAUUAAAAUAAUAUAUUAAUGCACAAUAAUAAAAUUGUUCCUCCCUCCAUCAGUACUUAUAUAUACUCAAACAAAGAAUGGAAUAGUUUGUCUGUAUUGUAUUCCUUCUCCUAAAGAUAAAGCAUAUCUAGAAUGCUAUCCAAACUAUUUAGAGAGCGCUUAGAAUUGAUCUGUACUGUAAAUUGUGUAGCCAAUGCAUGCUCCUCAUUAAAAAAUACUCCAUUUAUUGCAUGUGUUAUUAUUAUUACAGCACCCACACUCUUCAAUGAAGAAUUAUCUCAUUAAAGAGUCUCAGUAAAUGCUUCAUUUUAUUUUGGUGGCAGACUAGUGAGAAACCUUGGUGAAGGCUUAAAGCCCAUAAGUGCAGGACACAGCCAAGGCUAAAGAGGGGACGGUCAAUAAGGAGGCAGUGAUCCAGUAAUGCCAAGCCAAAGGUGCAGUAUCAGGACAUUAUUUUAUCAUUUCUGCUUUAAAACAGAAUCCAUUUCUAUACAAAAUUGGAAUACUUUUGUUUUAGGAAACAGAAGCUGAGAGUUAUGUCCUGUUUCACUUAGCAUAGUAGUAUAAACAAGAUUUUUGUCCUUCUGUUUUUCUUGGCCGUUUUAAGUCACAAUUUUCCAGCUGACUCAGUAAGAUUCUACCCUAGUGAGAGUUGGUUUGAUUGAUAAUUGUGGAAGUUGAACAUUUUCUAGCUGUAGGCUUAAUGCUGGGUGGUGCCAAUCCUCUUGUGUUUGGCAGCAUUAGAUGGAGUUGAAACACACCACCUUAAAGCCUGAAAAUUUGUCAAGUUGGCACAAUUAUCUUGACAAUCAUCACCCAAAAUGAGUACAUUAUAUUUCAAUUACUGGAAGUCUGUAAAGCUAAAAUCAUAAAGCACUCAUAUCUAAUGGAAAUGGUUCUGGAAUGUAAGUGCGAGCUACCAUAAUGAAGCUAAUAUUAAAAUCUAAAGCAUUAUUCCUUAUUAAAAAGUUAAUCUUCUUGUGAUUAUUCUGCUUUGUGUGCAAUAUGUAUCUGCUCCAAUGGUUUGAACUCCUCAUGAUCUGACAGGUUCUAGGGGUCAUAAAAUGACAUGAAUGGUUUACAAAAAGAGACAGAUUUCUAUGUAGUACAGGCAUGACUAUAUGCAAAUCCCGAUUACUGUUAUCCUGGCUACUUCACACACUGAUAAAGACUUUCUUCUGCAAAGUUGAGGAUCUUUUUUUUUAAUCUGGGCAAGAGAAUCAUUCACGUUGCUCAGAGACAGUGAGUGCAUUAGUCAGAAAAUGAAGAUUCCUAUCUCAAGCAUAAUGUUCAAAGCAUUAUAUCAGCAUAGAAGUCAAUUUAAUAAGCCUCAUGUAGGAAUAAUUAUAGAUGCAUGAACAGCAUUAAAAACAAUACUUUAUUUUGGACACAUUCAAACUCAGAAAUUGGUAUUUAACCUCCAGAUUCCCAUACUUUCAUGUUAAUUUUAUGAAGUAUUCAGCUCUUUAUCUGACAUAGUUGAAACAAAUGGGUGUAAUCAUGUACCAUUUAUUGUUAUCUGUACUAUACUGUACUGUUAUUAGUGACUGCAGAGGCCUUUUCCAGCUUUCUGUCUUAUCUUGGAAGAGUUCAAAACCUUACGAAGUAAAUGUAUUUCUAUACCAACACAUGCCUAUUUUAUUCUAUAUAACUUAACAGAUUUUCUUAUAAAAAUCUCCUGGUGAUCUCCGAGCAUUAGAAUGAAUGAAUGAGAGCUCACUGGUGAUGGCAAUGUUCUUUAUUAUUCACAACAAUUAAAUGUUAUUCACAGACAAAUAAAAACCUACUAGGCUCCAA